GACCGACGCAGUUCUCUGACGCACUUCCUGGGCGCCGGAACUGAGGCAGGGUGCGGUGGCCGCAAGCCGACAAGAUGGUGGUCACUCGGUCGGCGCGGCCUCAGGCCAGUAUCCAAGCUACGUCGGCUGAAAGCUCUGGGCAGAAGAAUUCUGCUAAAAGAAUUCAAGCACAUCUGAAAGGCAGGAAAGAAUCUCCAUCUGAUGGCUCCAGUACUGCUGAAUCACAAAGUACUAAGAAACAAAGUCCAGUCCCUAGAACUCCUAAAACUGGAAAGAGGAAGAGCAGAACUACAGGCUCAUUACCAAAAAUGAAUAAACUAUCUACUGAUGGAGAGACCUCUGAAGCAGAGUCCAGUAGUUCUGUGUCUGAGCCCCAAGAUCCCAUUUUAAGAGUAACUAGGAGAAGGAAAAUCUUAGUUGCAUGUACCCCAGUGUCCAGUGUCAGGAAAAAACUAAAAAUAACUCCAAUAAAUGAGUCUCAUACUGAAGAAGAACUCUCUGAAGCAGAAUCACAUGUUUCAGGUAUUUCUAGAAUUGUGCCUCUUACAGUAGUAACUACAAGAACCAGAAGAAUUAAGGCUAAAUCCCUAACAGAUCCAAGCCAAGAAUCACAUGCGGAAGCUGUUUCUGAUGCUGAGUCAUCAUGCUCAGAUAUUUCUACAUUUUCUGGAUUUGCAACUAGGAGAACAACAAGGAGUAUGCAGAGGAAAUUACAAGCACUAACAGAGGAGAAAGAUACUAAGAUUAUACCAGAAAAUGAAAAGCCGAUGAUAAAUACACCUCUGAAUUCAAAUACCAGACAAACUUCAUCUUGUAUACAAGCAAGAUUUCUUUCUCAGAUAAAUGAGCCAGAUUUCUCUAAUAACGAAAUCUGUAAUGAUUUUGAUGAUGAUUCUUUCCAUGGAAAUUCGGGAAAAAAACUAACAGUGCAAAAAGGCCAACAUUUUAAUAUCCAGGAGGAAAAACUGGCCAGUGUUGCACCUCUCAAAGAAAGAAAGCAGAAUUGUAAGAGUUUAACUGAAGAAGCUGAAGGAGUAAUAGAUGAGGGAAAAGAAAUUAAUGAGAAAAAUUCUGAGUUGACAGGUCUUUCUGAACUUCAGGACACUAACCUUCAGCAAUUAGUUUCUCAAAGGCAUUCAACACCCCAAAGUAACAAAACCACAUCAAAGCCCUCAAAUCUGAACUGUGAGGCUAUAAUGAAAUCAUUAGCUCAAACAUUUGCAGUUGUGGAAAUUGACAGAUGGACUGAAGAGAGAAAAAGCACCAUAAAAACAAGUGACUUGACAUCUAGCGAUGGUGGUGGUAGUGAUGAAGAGUGCACUGUUAUAGCUGUCAGUGACAACAUGAACAAAGAAAGGAAUGUAGAUUUUGAGUGUGAUGCCAAAUCUCAGGAUACAGGUGCUUCUGUUUUAUUACUUAGCAGCAGUGAUGAAAGCCAGCAGUCUGAAAACAGCGAGAUUGAAGAGGACACUGUGUGUUUUGUUGAAAAUAGUGGUCAAAAUGAGUCAUUAAAUGGAGACUCAGAAAACAGGUUAAGUGACAAUGCAUUGUUUGUAAUUGACACAACUCCUGGUUUGAGCACUGAUAAAAAUUUUUACUUGGAUGAGGAAGACAAAGCCAGUGAGGUUGCCAUUGAGGAAGAAGAGGAGGAAGAGGAUGAAAAAAGUGAAGAAGAGCCAUCAGAUCAUGACAAAAAUAAAGAUGAUGAGUUUAGUGAUGAAGAUGACUUACUUAAUGGCACAAAGUCUAAACUUCUAAAAUUGACAAGCAGCAGCAUAGACCCUGGUCUCAGUAUCAAGCAAUUGGGUGGUUUGUAUAUUAAUUUUAAUGCAGACAAACUACACUCGAACAAGAAAACCCUAACACAGAUCCAGGAGAAAAAGAAAAAUGAGUUUCUACAGAAAGCUAUCAUUACUCCUGAUUUUGAAAAAAAAGACUGUGUUCCACCAUACCGUGAAUCAAAGUAUCAACUUCAAAAAAAACGCAGAAAAGAGCGACAAAAAACAGCAGGUGAUGGCUGGUUUGGUAUGAAAGCUCCGGAAUUGACGGAUGAACUAAAAAAUGAUCUCAAAGCACUGAAGAUGAGGGCUAGCAUGGACCCAAAAAGGUUUUACAAGAAAAAUGAUAGGGAUGGCUUCCCUAAGUACUUCCAGAUUGGAACCAUUGUUGACAAUCCAGCUGACUUCUACCAUUCACGAAUUCCUAAGAAACAAAGGAAGAAAACUAUUGUGGAAGAACUGUUGGCUGAUUCUGAGUUCAGAAGAUACAACCGAAGGAAGUACUCAGAGAUCAUGGCUGAAAAAGCAGCAAAUGCAGCAGGAAAGAAGUUUCGAAAGAAGAAGAAAUUUCGCAAUUAAGAUUCACAAAGCAAAUCACAGUAUUUUACAUUUCCCCUUUAUUUAUUUACUAAAGAUGUUUUUGAAAACUAACCAUCACAUAAAAUAGACUGGCCCUAUUUGUAAAUAGGGAUCUCUUUUUGGAAAAAGUUGAUUUGAGAAUCAUGCGCCCCUUGGAAUAAAAAUAGUUGUGUUUAUAAAAGACACACCCAUGCUUGUGGCCGAUAUAAAAGUCAUAGUUGAAACUAAAAGAAUGGUACAAGUGUUCUUAGAGCAAAUAUAUGUUAGUAUGUGACCAGAGAGCUAAAUGAAGCUAUAAGGAGGACUUAAAAGAUAAUGAAGACUACCUAAAAAAAAUUCUGGGGUUAAAGUUGAUGAAAAUAGGCCUUCAAAAUACCUUAAGAUCUUGAAAGAUUUCUAAAAUAGCCCAUCUUGUUUCAAAAUGUUUUUAAAACAGUUUAUUUAAAAAAUGCCUAUAACACAGCUAGUUUUUUUGUUUUGUUUUUUUUUAAGUGAGGAAGUUGGGGAAAGGAAAAAGUGAGGAUGGAAGAAAUUAGUUGAAGCCAGACUGAAGUUAAUAAACAAUUCUGUGAAA
This is a messenger RNA of Pteropus alecto (black flying fox), 2931 nucleotides long. It is a transcript of the gene DNTTIP2, whose product is annotated as deoxynucleotidyltransferase terminal interacting protein 2. The record is from RefSeq and is a predicted model, not a curated record. Gene Ontology annotation, cellular component: nucleolus. The coding region runs from base 75 to 2357 and encodes 760 amino acids. Gene Ontology annotation, molecular function: RNA binding. NCBI's taxonomy places the organism in Eukaryota, Metazoa, Chordata, Mammalia, Chiroptera, Pteropodidae. The transcript has 7 exons. Gene Ontology annotation, biological process: RNA processing.